Molecule: messenger RNA, 2782 nt
Organism: Hippoglossus stenolepis (Pacific halibut)
Lineage: Eukaryota; Metazoa; Chordata; Actinopteri; Pleuronectiformes; Pleuronectidae
Gene: slc22a6l
Product: solute carrier family 22 member 6, like
Exons: 11
Coding region: 522-2210 (562 amino acids)
Biological process (GO): transmembrane transport
Cellular component (GO): membrane
Molecular function (GO): transmembrane transporter activity
Source: RefSeq, a predicted model, not a curated record
AGCACAGUUCCAUGCCCACCCCUGAUGCUGGAGCUCACUCGCAGUGAAACACUUCAACCCAACAUUGUUCACACACAGCGAGGACUCAGCACUCGGCUGGAGUGUUCAGUGAAUGAGCUGCUAAUACCUCCAGAGGUUACAUUGCACUUCCAAUAAUCCAAAGUUCAGAAAAGCUGCUGGAAUUUGAGAGGCUAUUACACACUUGAACCCGGUGCCGUUACAAGACGACUUUUACUUCUGUUUGAUUUUUUGGCUCUUUUUUUUUUAAAGGACAUCUCUCUGGGACAUGUUGCCAGGAUUUGAUAUGAGCUGACGGUAUAGUGUCCUUAUUGUUCUCAAUGAAAGUGUUGCACUUUGUGAGCCGGCUUACCAAUUGCUUUAGUGGAUAUUCUGUGUAGCCGGAUGAGAGGAGGUGCUAGAACAACAUAUUCUUCUCUACACAUCCAACUAUUUUAAAGGAACCAGCCAACAGCAGGCUCUAGCAGCAUCCAUUAACAUUGACAGACCUUCUGCAGAGAACCAUGCCAUUUAGUGAGCUCCUAGAGCAGGUGGGCAGCACAGGGCGCUUCCAGGUCGUGCAUGUGACCCUCCUGUGUAUCCCUGUCCUGAUGAUGGCCAGCCACAACCUGCUGCAGAACUUUGUGGCCACGGUACCGUCUCACUACUGCAGUGCGCACGCAAACCUCUCUCAGGCCCAGCUGAGCCUGGAGGAAUCGCUGCUGAUCACAGUACCGUUGGACGGAGAAGGGAGGCCGCAGAGGUGCCAGCGUUACGCUGCUCCACAGUGGCACCUCCUGGGCAAGAAUGGGACCUCCGGCUCGGGGGAUCUGGCAGAUGCUACAGAAGGUUUGGAUGCUGCCCUGCAGGAAUGCACAGAUGGGUGGUCCUAUAACAUGACUGUCAGGAGCUCCACGAUCAUAUCUGAGUGGCAUUUGGUGUGUGAUAUGCGCAAAUUUAAACAAAUGGGACAAACCAUCUAUAUGGGAGGUGUGCUUGUGGGAGCUCUUGUGUUCGGAGGCCUUUCAGACAGAUAUGGUCGCCGUAUCCUCCUGGUCAUCUCUAACCUGCUGAUGGCAGUGUCAGGAACAUGUGCCGCUUUCUCCAGCUCCUUCUCCCUCUUCUGUGUGUUCCGCUUUGGUUGUGGCUUGGCUCUCUCUGGCCUGGGACUCAACACCUUCUCACUCAUUGUGGAGUGGAUCCCCACUCGUGUCCGGACUGCGGUGGGGACAAUCACCGGUUACUGUUACACGAUAGGCCAGUUGAUCCUGGUUUUAAUAGCCUACUUCAUUCGGGACUGGAGGUGGUUAACCCUGGCUGUAUCUUUGCCCUUCUAUGUCUUCUUCCUCAUCUCAUGGUGGUUUCAUGAAUCUUCAAGAUGGUUAGCCCUGAGUAAAAAGUCCGAGCACGCCAUCAAGAACCUCAAGAGUGUGGCCAGAUUUAACGGACGCCAUGAAGAGGGAGAAAAAUUAGACAUUAAAAUGCUGCACGAAUCCAUGAAGAAAGAGAUGUCCUGUACUCAGGGCUCCUACUCUAUCCUGGAUCUGUUCCACACACCCACCAUGAGGACAAUGACACUCUGCCUCAGUGCUGUCUGGUUAUCAACCAGCUUUGCCUACUAUGGUCUUGCUAUGGAUCUGGACAAGUUUGGGGUGGACAUCUACUUAAUCCAAGUGAUCUUCGGUGCUGUUGACAUCCCCGCUAAAGUUGUCGUCAACGUGUCAAUGAGUUUAUUUGGGAGGCGUCGAUCACAAUGUGCUGUUCUCGUCAUCGCUGGGAUCACUAUUUUGCUCAAUUUACUGGUCCCUUAUGAUAAACAGACGAUUCGCACCUGUCUGGCUGUUGUGGGCAAAGGUUGCCUCGCUGCAUCAUUCAACUGCUGUUACCUUUACUCUGGAGAACUGUUCCCAACAAUCAUUCGUCAGAACGGUAUGGGCUGGGUCUCCAUGAUGGCCCGAAUAGGAGCCAUGGUGGCCCCUAUGGUCCUCCUCACCAGUGACUACAUACCAUGGCUUCCAGGUUUAAUCUACGGAGGAGCUCCCAUCCUCAGUGGGCUGGCGGCAAUAUUUCUUCCUGAGACACUUGGCUCACCCCUUCCUGACACAAUACAAGAUGUGGAGGAGAGGGGAUCUGGGAGAAGAUCCAAAAUGUCACCAAAGGAAACGAUAACCUUGCAGGAGAAGCAGGCGAAUCUCCUAAAGCAGAGUGCCUGAGGGCGUCUGUAGUUCACUCACUUAGGUUUUAACUGUCCGGCCUGUUUAUUUGAUUUCUGUGAAGAGCGUAUUGUGUCCUGUGACUGCUGGACAAAUGGAGUUGCUAUAUUAUAUUUGAACAGGUCAAUACAGUGAAAUGAAUAGCUGCAAAUAAUCAAGUUUAUUUGUAAUACAGUAGAUUGGAGGUCUUUAAUCUAAUUCUAUUUUAUAUUUUAAAUAUCUGUGUAAAAAGAUGAUUAUUAUGCAUAAAAUCAUUCUACAGGUUAUGAUCUGCUUUAACUGGUGCUUCUUGGUGGUUGAUAUAUACAACCCUGCCUUUUAAAACAGAACCACUUUGUGUCCACUUGGUCGCCGGCGACCAGGUAACAUCGAUGUAACUUGUACAAAUAUUAACCAGCUACACACAGUUUGAUUCUCCACAAUUCAACCUUUCAGGUCUUUUAACAGAAGCCAUGAACGAAAUAAAUAUAAUUCAUUCCGAUUUACAAACUUUGUGAACUAGCAAGACUGUGAAACGUCGGCCUCACCUGCAGUGAGUCUGUCCGUCUGUUCCUUGAUUAUUUAUAUUCUUG